CCCCUUUGUGUUCUCUGAGAUAAUCCAUUACUCCUCCAUUCGUCAACAUGGCCCCCUUCAAUCUUCUCCGUCUUCCAACCCUCAUCAUUAGUGAAGUGAUCAGAUCAAUGAAUGCUCUGGAAUUAGUUGGCCUCUCGGAAACAUCCAAAAAAUCGCAGAUACUCGUUAAAACUCUCUUAAAGAAUUCCCAAUUUCACAUGAGAAUUUGUGAGCACCCUGCAGCCAUUGCAGUGUGCAUAAAUUCCAAAACAUCUCAGUCGAGAUUCGAAUUGAGGCACAACCUUGAUCUAGCAUUUCUCAGAAUAAAGUUUUUCCUAGACAUUUUCAAUGUGACAACAGCUGGACUGUUGUUCUGUAACCCAACGGAGAAGAGUAUCCGAGACACUUUAAGCCUCCUUGUCCCAAUUAACCCAAAGUUUAUCAGCUUAUCGAUUUCUGAAAUGGAAUCCAUGUCUGAAAGUUUAUUCGAGUACUUGUUAAGUAUCAAGGCCUGUCGGUUCAUUGUUAAAUUGAAUAGUUUUCACGAAUUAACACCAAGCAAUUCAAAUUUGCUUCUAGAUUGUGUUUAUGUGAAGCUAAGAAAUCUAGCUUUCCCAGAUCAGAAAAUGAUUGAAGUACUCAAAACCUGGAAACUAGGAUGUAAUCUCAAGUCGCUGGAAAUGUUUAGUUCAGAUUAUACAUGCGAUUUCAAUGAACUUGUGAAAGGAUUGGAUACACAAAUAAUUGAUGCUGAUUCUGAACUUAAGUGUCAAAUCGAGCAAGCUAAUGGAAGGAUUGGACUUUUGACUUUUGAAAUAUGGGGACACCUUCACUUGAAAGUUAUUUAAUUGUUGUUAUAAUUAUUUAAUCUUGCAUUUAAUUAAACAAAGAAUAUGUGUAUACCAACAAUACUUUUUUCGUAGCCUUAUCACUAUUACUUAUAAAGAUCCGAAUCAAAA
Molecule: messenger RNA, 938 nt
Organism: Caenorhabditis elegans
Lineage: Eukaryota; Metazoa; Nematoda; Chromadorea; Rhabditida; Rhabditidae
Gene: F35E2.8
Product: F-box domain-containing protein
Exons: 3
Coding region: 48-827 (259 amino acids)
Source: RefSeq, marked reviewed